AUGGGAAGUCUGGCCUAUAUGGAAGAAAUGAAUGUUUCUAAUAUGAGGAACAUCAUCCUAAAGCUUCCAUACAAGCUCAGAGAGCAGUGGAGGAACAAGGCCUGUGACCUACAGGAGAAGCAAGGCCAUCGUGCCAUUUUCCCAGACCUUGUACUGGAACCCUGGGAGGUGGUCAAUAGCCAGGAGGACGGGCCAUAUGCAGUGAGGACCCUAUUGGGAUGGGUCAUUUAUGGUCAUUUAAUAGGAGAUGACACCAGCAGGCAUAAUGGCUGCCCUGUUGCUGAUGUCAAUAGAAUAUAUAUUCUAAACCUGGAGGAGAAAUGCUUUGCCUACGACAAGAUGGAGAAAACCAAGACACGUCUCCAGCAAGAGUUGGACGACAUGGUGAUAGAUCACGACCAACUUCGACAAACUGUCACCAAUCUGGAGAAGAAGCAGAAGAAGUUUGACCAGAUGCUGGCGAAAGAGAAAAACAUAUCUGCACGCUAUGUAGAGGAGCGAGAUCGGGCUGAAGCCGAGGCCCGUGAGAAAGAGACCUGUAUACUGUCUUUGACCCGCGAGCUGGAAACUCUAAUGGAUCUAAAGGACGAGGUGGACCGCGACAACAAACUGCUUCGGGCUGAAAAUCAGAAUCUGGUGUCAUCCAAAGAUGAUGUUGGAAAGAGCGUGCACGAGCUGGAGAAGUCCAAGCGUGCCAUGGAUCAGCAGCUGGAGGAGAUGAAAACACAGCUUGAGGAACUAGAGGAUGAGUUGCAGGCCACGGAAGAUGCCAAGCUGCGUCUGGAGGUCAACAUGCAGGCCAUGAAGGCCCAGUAUGAGCGGGACCUGUCCGGACGUGACAAGAUGGGUGAGGAGUUCAAGAGGUCUCUGAUCAAGCAGGUCCGCGAAAUGGAAAUAGAGCUGAAGGAUGAGCGCAAGCAGCGUUCUGGUGCCGUUGCUGCACGUAAAAAACUGGAGCUGGAACUGGAGGCGGGCAUCGACAUGGCAAACAAGCACCGUGAGGAAGCCCUCAAACAACUGAAGAAACAGCAGGCCCAGAUGAAAGAACUUAUCAGGGGACUGGAUGACACUCGCAUGUCUCGAGAGGAAAUUCUGGCCCAGAGUAAGGAGUCUGAGAAGAAGUUAAAGGGUAUGGAAGCUGAUAUGCUCCAAAUGCAGGAGGAGGUGGCUGCUGCAGAACGAGCCAAGCGACAGGCUCAGCUGGAGAGAGACGAGUUGCAGGAUGAGAUGAACAAUCAGGCCACCAAGAAUGCUCAAAUCGCAAAGGAGAGGAGACGUUUGGAGGCACGUAUCGCUCAGCUGGGAGAGGAGCAGUGCAACACGGAGCUGGUUAAAGACAGCCUGAAGAAGUCCAUGCUGCAGACUGAUCAGAUGAACGUGGAGCUGACCUCAGAUUGCAGCUCCUUUCAACGUGUGGAAGGCACCCACGCCCAGCUGGAGCGUCAGAACAAGCAGCUGAAGCUCAAGCUGCAGGAGCUGGAAGGAGAGGUGAAGUCCAAGUACAAGGCCAACAUGGCCGCCCUUGAGGCCAAGCUUGCUCAGCUAGAGGAGCAGCUGGACAUUGAGACCUGGGAGCGGCAAGGUGCCACCAAGCUUGUGAGGCGAACUGAGAAAAAACUGAUAGAGCUGGUUCUGCAGGUGGAUGGUGAGAGACGCAACACCGAGCAGUACAAAGACCAGGCAGACAAGUUGAACGCUCGCAUGAAGCAGAUGAAGCGGCAGCUGGAGGAGGCCGAGGAGGAGGCUCAGAGGGCAAACACCUACCGAAGGAAGAUACAGAGGGAGCUGGAGGAUGCCACAGAGUUAGCAGACGCCAUGACUCAUGAAGUCAGCACCCUCAAGAGCAAGCAUCCGACCAACCCAAAUCUUGUCUACAUAAUGAAAAUUCAAGAUUAA
Messenger RNA from Nerophis ophidion (straightnose pipefish), 1896 nucleotides. Its product is annotated as myosin-9-like. Gene Ontology annotation, cellular component: myosin complex. The record is from RefSeq and is a predicted model, not a curated record. The transcript has 2 exons. NCBI's taxonomy places the organism in Eukaryota, Metazoa, Chordata, Actinopteri, Syngnathiformes, Syngnathidae. The coding region runs from base 1 to 1896 and encodes 631 amino acids.